CAAAUGUGUCCGGAGAUCGCGGAGGUGCACGUGCACAGCGACCUCUUCGGCAUCUGCAGCGACGACGGCGUGGACCUCAGCAUGGACGGCGUGGACCCAGCGGACGGCUGGGCUUGCUGGCAUCGGGAUGAGGACCCAGUCAACGCCUUCGGCGCCGUCCUCAUGCCGAACAGGGAGGCCUUCGAGAAGACGGAGCGGGCUCGCGGAGCACGCCGCUCGCUGUGGCGGCUGGGCGUCGGCGAGGGCCCUACGCUCGGCGUGGACGGCACCGACAAGGAGAAGUUCGACGGUGAGGACAGCAUCUUCGAGGAGAAGCCUGUGGCCCUCGACAUCGAGGACGGCACCGGCAAGGAGAAGUACGAGGGAGAGGGCAGCAUCUUUGAGGUGAAGCCUGUGGCUCUCGGCUUCGACAGCGACGUGAAGAACAUGGUGAAGCACACUCUCGGCGAGUGCUGCCGAUUGGAGGAUGAAGGUGGAGCUCGCGCUGCCUUCAUGUGCUGGUUGAUGGACCAGCCCGAGUUCGAGGGCCUUGGGAUCGCCUCGUGCGCCAUCGCUGGCUGA
Messenger RNA from Prorocentrum cordatum, 561 nucleotides. NCBI's taxonomy places the organism in Eukaryota, Dinophyceae, Prorocentrales, Prorocentraceae. The record is from the annotation of a GenBank genome assembly.